AUUCGCAGUGCCUGAAUACGCGGUUUGUCAGUUGAUGCGUGGUUGCACAGCACGUGCCAUAUCUUUGAGACAUUUUAUGUCUCGAGACAUCUUCAAUUAAUAAAGCCUUGGCUAUGACUUGUCACCUCUUUUAUUUAUCUCUUCGUCUUUAUAUUAUUUUUGUGCGCUCUUUCUUCAACUUGACUAAGACUAGCACAGCAUAACUCAUCUCGAUGCGGAUACCUCGGGCGACUAUCCACGUCUUUGCUGCGACUCUGUCAACAAUAUCAACGCUAUCCGGCCCCAAAGCUACGCUCGACGAGCUCGCACAUUGGGGCCGGCUUGCGGCAUCCACAUACCAGCGCUUCGAAGACUGGGCCAACUGCACAGCCUGCCAGCAUACAGACAUCAGCAACAUCACACUAGCAGCAACCUGGUCAACUGCGCUCCCGGCCUUCAGCCGCGGUUUCGUGGCCAUCGACCACACGCGCACCCAAAUCAUCAUUGCCUUCCGCGGUACCACUCACAUAAUGGACGCCCUCUCCGACGCCCAGAUACUGCAGACCGCCUGGCCACCACCGGCAGCGGCAGCAUCAGCCAGCACUUUGCGUGGUGUCUCGCGUGUACACAUGGGCUUUCUUCUGUCGUAUUUGUCGGCGCGACCGCAUAUAAUUAAGGCGCUCGAGCGCUCAGCACACUUGGGUUACGCCGUGAGGUUUGUCGGCCACUCGCUGGGUGCUGCGCAGGCUGCGCUGGCAUACGUUGACUACGGGAUGAUGCGGCCGAAUGCAUUGACUGGUUCUGAUUUUGGUUCUGGUUCUGGUUCGGAUGCUGCGGCGCUGGUGACAUUUGGGUCGCCCAGGGUGGGCAAUGCGCAGUUUGCCAGGCUGCUCAAUUCGGGCAACGCACUGCGCGUCGUGCACGAGUCAGAUAUUGUGGUGCAUCUGCCAAACUCAAUCUACCCAGUACUGUACGCACACGGCGGCCAGGAGGUAUGGGCGCUGGACAGCGAUGAAGAUGACUAUGAUGAGGACUCGAUGACGCUGGUGUUUUGCGAGCCACCACCGCCGGCCGACAAGGACGAUGACCCAGCACCCGAUCGCAAUUGCUCUGCUGGUGUCAGCCCGCUUCGCUGGAAUAUACAGGACCAUAUGGUGUACCCAGGCAUGCAUCUAGGCAUUCCUCAAUACUGAACGAAUGCCAUUUAUGCAAAAAAAAUGAAAAGGCAACUAUUAAAUUAAAUAAAAUUAAUGACACCCACGUGAUGUAAGCGACGCCGGCCGGCUGUCAGUAUCU
Molecule: messenger RNA, 1275 nt
Organism: Kickxella alabastrina
Lineage: Eukaryota; Fungi; Kickxellomycota; Kickxellomycetes; Kickxellales; Kickxellaceae
Product: Alpha/Beta hydrolase protein
Exons: 1
Coding region: 213-1172 (319 amino acids)
Biological process (GO): lipid metabolic process
Source: RefSeq, a predicted model, not a curated record